CUCAUUGCUUCAUUUUCCACAGCAGCUCAUCACUAACGGACCUGAGCCUUCAUGAACUAUUUAUCAUUAAAAAGGAUCAAGGAAUUGAAACACAUUGCAACCAUACGCUGCAAAUGUCUGAAAAGAGGAAGAAAAGGAAGCUUGCAACAAAGAAAACAUCACCUAAAGGCUCAACUGCCAGUUCCGAGAAGAGUAGAGAUGAGUCAACAUGUCCCAGCGGUGUCUCUGUUAAGAGUGACAGGUCUAAGGGUCUACCACUUAAUUUUGGAGAAGACAGUUUAAAAUGUCAGAAAAUUACUGAGGAGCUGACCUGCUGUUCAGUAUGUAAAAAGGUUCUGAGGGACUUGGUUUACUUGAUUUGUGGACAUCUAUCAUGUAAGCAAUGUGUGGGUUUGGGCUGGGACCAGCCUGACUUGCCAACAGACUUUCAGUGCCCAGCGUGUGGAGAGAACUAUGUGAAAGACACACUCAAAGACACAGGAAAAAGCGUUUGUUUGGAAGCAAAGAAGAAUCUUCAAAAUGCAAUGAGAAAUAAAUUUACUUUGACAUCUGAAGGUAAUGGUGAUCAUCAUAGUUCCCUCAAAAACAUCUACACAACACUGUUCAUCACCACUGGAGAGAACAAAGGACCACAUGAAGAACAUGAGUACAAACAGCUUAAACAUGUUCAGAGAGAUCAAUCAUUGUGUGACUGUUCAGUCAAACUUAGCGAGAUCUUCAAACCGGUGCCUGACCAGGAGAAACCCCACAGAACAGUCGUGACCAAGGGAGUUGCAGGCAUUGGAAAAUCAUUUGCAGUUCAGAAGUUCAUCCUUGACUGGGCUGAAGAGAAAGAAAACCAGGAGGUUGAUUUUGUUUUCAGUCUUGCUUUCCGAGAAUUGAAUUUGAUUACAGGGGAGAAAAGCCUCCAUGAGCUGCUGACUGAGUUUCACCCAGCACUCCGACCCCUGAAAGAUUACCAAGAUUACGCUAAAACAAAGAUUAUAGUGAUCCUCGAUGGUCUGGAUGAAAUCAAACAUCAGCUGGACUUUAAGAACCUAACCAGAGUAGCUUCUCUUGGUACUGUAACAUCUGUAGGUGAUCUUGUUGUAAACUUGAUUCAAGGUAACCUCCUUCCUGAUGCAAACAUCUGGAUAACUUCCCGUCCAGCAGCUGCCAGUCAGAUCCCUGCAGAGUACAUCGACAUGGUGAUGGAGAUAAGAGGGUUCACUGAUGCUCAGAAAGGGGAAUAUUUUAGACGGAGAUUUAGUGAUGAUUUGAGUCUCGCUGACAGAAUAACAUCAUAUAUUCAGUCCUCACUAAGUCUGGACAUCAUGUGCCAGAUCCCAGUCUUCUGUUGGAUUUCUGCUGUUUUAUUCCAGGAAGUCUUUGGCAGAAAUGAAGAGACAGAAAUCCCCCAAACUCUGACAGAGUUAAUGGCACAUUUUCUCUUUGCUCAGACAAAACGUAGAAGCAGAAAGUAUGAAGGGAACCCUGAGAAAAACAGAGAGAAGCUCCUGAAGACUCACAGAGAAUUUCUUCUGAAACUCGGGAAGCUUGCGUUUGUGCAGCUUCAAGAAAACAAACUCAUCUUCUAUGAGGAAGACCUGGAAGACUGUGGCAUUGAUAUUGCAGAAGCAUCAAUAUACUCCGGUUUAUGUAACACUGUUCUCCAGGAAGAGGAAGUCUUCUUCCAGAAAAAAAUGUUCUUCUUUGUGCAUCUGACUCUUCAAGAGUUCUUCGCAGCUCUGCAUGUCUAUGAAUGUUUAAAAACCAACAAAACCAGCGAGCUCGGGAAUUUUCUCUCUUUGAAGGACAAAAACCUUGGUUUACUUGAUCUUUUAAAGAUGACAGUUGACAAAGUGCUGGAGAAGAACGGUCACUUAGAGUUUUUCUUGCGAUUCCUUCUUGGCCUGAUGGUUGAACACAACCAGAGAUACCUUCAGGGUCUGUUGACUCCACUUGACCAAUGGGAUGACACAGACAAGAAAAUCUUAACUUACCUGAGAUCUAUUAGAAGAAAAACCCUGUCUCCGGACAGCUGCAUCAACAUCUUCCAGACCAUGAUUGAAAUGAGAGAUCACAAAGUCAAAGAUGAGAUUCAGGAAUAUCUCAAACUGUCCGACCAUUCAAAGAUGGAACUGGCUCCUUUGCACUGCUCUGCUUUGGCCUACAUGCUGCAGGUGUCCAAGAAUGAUCUGGAUUUACUGGAUCUUAGGAGCUACAAUACAUCAGAUGAUGGCAGGAGGAGGUUGAUACCAGCUUUGAGGAGCAGCAAAAAAGCUGUGCUUGUAAAUUGCAAAGUUAUGGCGCACUGGAUGGAGAAUCUGGCCUUUGCCCUUAAGUUUUCCUACUCAGCUCUGAGGGAUCUCGAUUUGAGCAACAAUGACCUGAAAGAUUCAGGAGUGGAGGUGCUUUGUGAUGGACUCUCAAGUACCUCUUGCAAACUGGAGAUACUAAGGUUAUCUGGUUGUUUGGUCACAGAGAAAGGCUGUGAUUAUCUGGUCUUGGCUCUUCAGUCCAACCCGUCCCACCUGAUUGAGCUGGACCUGAGCUACAACCAUCCAGGAGACUCUCUGCUCUCUGAGCUGAAGGAGGAUCCACAAUACAAGCUCAGCAAGCUCACCCUUGACUACGGUGGGACUCACAGAUUGAAGGCUGGCUUCAGGAAAUAUGCUUGUGAACUCACUUUCACUCCUGAUGGAGCACACCAGAACCUGGUUCUGUCUGAAGGAAACAGAAAGGUGACCUGGGUGGGGGAUGAUCCACCUCAUCUUUAUCCCACAGAAGAGUCUGAUCACCACCAGCAGGUGCUAUGUGAUCAGGGCCUGACAGGGCGCCACUACUGGGAGGUGGAGGUGUCUGGAUCCUUAAGCAUUGGAGUCACACAUAAGGAGGCCCUGAUGAAAGAGAAGAUGGGUGAUUUCAGGAUGGGGCACAAUAAGGAUUCAUGGUGUUUGGUUUGUUCCAAUGAUGGUUUUUCUGUUUUACACCACAACAAAAAAGUAGACGUGUCUUCCCUUGGAUGGCGCACCAGUCGGUUGGGGUUGUAUCUUGACUGGCCUGCUGGUACUCUGUCUUUCUACAGAGUUUUGUCCGACAGUCAGAUCCAUCUUCAUACUUACACAGUGGCUUUUAAUGAACCCCUUUAUCCUGUGGUGGAAUUUAACCCCCAGUCAUCUGCUGUAUUUUGUCAUCUAAAUCUAAAGUAAUGAAUCUGGCUACUCAUAGCGUGGCGACAGGAGCUCGCAACGAGUAUAGGUAGGCCCCAUUUCCUGUCUGCCUACUUUAAAAAAAUUACAAAACUAAAAGCCACAAAUGCCAUCUAAAAAAAUGCUGUCUACCAAACCAUCAUAUUAAAACCACCAUGUCUGUCUGUUCUUUUCUGAAACUUAGUUUUACACCAGAUGUAACGGGAAGCACAACAUCCAACAAAUAGUUCUACUUUGGCUCACCAGUCAAAUGAACAUUUUCUUGAAGAUCACCAUGAUGCAUUUUGGGAAAAUGUUGACCCAAGAGUAGUUUUUAACUUUUUGGUCAGCUGUAGUUCUGGCCUUUGAACUCUGCAAUGGAUGCAGUUUUUGCCCAGUCUCUUCCUUAAUGUAAAAUCAUGAACUCUGACCUUAACUGAGACAAGGGGGGCCUGCAGUGCUUUAGAUGUUUUGUGACCACCUGGAUGAGUUCUUGAUGCGUUAGGUAAGUCUGGUAGGUCAGCCAAUCCUGAGAAGGUUCUCCACUGUUUUAUCUUUUUGUCAUUUGUGGAAAAUGGUUCUCAGUGUGUUUCUCUAGAGGCCUAAAGCCGUAGAAAUGGCUUUGUAACCUUUUCCAGACUAAUAGGUGUUGAUGACUUAGGAUGUAUUCACACCUGCCACUUUUGGUCUGCUUUAAACGGACCGGAGUUGGUUCACCCCCCUUGUCGGAGCUUUUGCGCAGGUGUGAAUGCACUGAACCCUGGUCCAGACCAAACAACCCGACCAAGACCCACCUUUUGAGGUGAUCUUUCCAAAAUUAACCCCGGUUGUGGUUGCUUCUGGUGUGAAUACAAAUCAGCCUCGAUGCAACCCAUCUACAGAAAUCAUAAGUCUCUUUGGACUUAACAAGCCACCGUAGCAGUGAAUGGUAUACUGAAAUCUUUCCUGAAAUGCAUUAUGUUGCUUAGCAACGCCGUUUUAGCUCGGUGCAGGACACAGCGUCUCCGACUGGGUUCCAAAAUUAUAAAGAGAACAUCGCAAAAUCACAAACGCACAAAAAAGUUUCAUACUAGCUGAACAGAAAUGUUUGCUGUUAUUUUGCCAGGCAGUUAAAUCUGUGUCCAAUUUAUCUUUUAGGAAUCGCAUUCCUUAUUUUGCAAUAAAAAUAACAUUUUUAAAUCUUUUGUUCUAUUUCACCCCUACUGACCACCAGAGGCGAAGAUUCAAGCACUGAAUGAUCAUUCGUGCACACUCUGCACACUCGCAGCUUGAGUACUAAGGACAAUAAAGUCACCCGUGACCUACAGGUGACCCAGGUCACCCAGACCAAGUCUAUAUAGUCACAUGACACCAGAAGCUCGGUCCCUUUUAAACUUCUCAUGAAGUUUAAAGGGACCAAACACUCUGACGGUCUUCUGGGAUUCAUGGAACCGUAGCUACAGUCAUAACGUUCGUUCUCCUGCAAAAAAAGAAGAGAAAAUGCAUUUUAGGUAUCACGUAGUUAAUAUGGCUUACAAUGUUUAGUGAGUAUUAUGAAUCAUGUCCUCAGCCAGUGAGCUUAGAGGAACUGGAUCAAACCUACUGACCAUGAGGUUUGACUGAUUUUUUCAUAACAGUGAACAUAAUAUUUGUGGACCUCAGGGGAGUCCAUUUUUUUCUGAAUUUUAGGAUCUUGUGUGCUGUCUUGUGUGUGUGUGUGUGUGUGUUUUUUUAGAUGUUCAGUGGUCUAUUGAACAGUGUUGGUAAUUGGGGUACGUUUUAUCUGAGAGGAUGGGUAAAAGUUCUGGUUUGCUGUGAGUAUUUGGUUUUUCAGUUUGUAAAGUAUUGCCGUGCCAAUAGAUUUAGAUGUAAUUUGGUUCUCAUGAAGCCCUGGGUUGACUAUGUGAAUUAUUUAAUUUGCAAGGUGCUUUAAGCUUCUUGAACAGGCACCUGAUGGCCUGUUCAAGUGGUGGUAUUAUUGGUAUGUUAGUGCUACAGGCAGUUCCUGCAGCAUCUCAGUAAUUCAGAACGAUGAGUUAAGGUCAGCAGAGGCAGAGAGUUACUAAUUGACAUAUUUAACGGGCUUGCCAGCCCACAGUUGAACAGGGGAUGUACUCCCAGCAUGUUGGAAAAUGCAGAAAACCUCUCAACCUCAUGCAAACAUAUCUUACACAGAUCUGCACAUGUGCCACAUUACAUACAAAUGUUGGCAUUUCUUCUAAGACCUUAAGUUGGUGCUUCAUUCUUUUUCAUUUUUGAGAGUAUUUUCAUUGUCAGGGGUGUUUAUUUUAGUGGUUUUACAUUUUUAGAAGAACUUUGGUGAUUGAUUAAUCUGGUUGGUUCUGUGGUGAUUUCUGUUUUAUAUUAAUUUUGUUUUGGUUGGAUUUCAUUGAAGUAAGCAGAUCAAAUAUUAAAACUGGGACAAAACAAACAGAAAAACAUUACCUACAACAAAUGAAUUGCAACAUUUCACAACCCUGAAAAAGUCCAGGCAGCUUCUCUCAGUGCAGUUCUCAUAUUAAACAUGCAGCCCAACUUCAUGGCAGCAGGGGAAAGUUUGAGGGAUCAUGAUUAUAAUUUUUCUAUGCAGGUUUUUAAAAUCAAUUCAAAUGAAAACGAUGUCACAUGAUGUGAUAGUGUUAUUAUGUGUUUUAUUGGUUUAAAGAGCAGGACAAUUUAUUAAAUUGCGAUUGGUAUGCAUGUGUGUCUUUUUCAGGACAUAAUAAUCAAUUUACAGUAAGACUGAUCUUCUCAUAACAUCUACUGCAUGCUAUCUUAGAUUUCAGUAUCAUUUUUACAUUUUUCUUAAAGAAACAGCUGGUUUUAUUGUGUGAAAUGAAACAUAUUUGGUGCUACAUUUGUUCAAGUACAGUGAAUGUUAUUCUGUGGUGCUUAAUGUUACUAAGUGUUGUCUCCUUGAAGUAAAUAAGGAACAGUUUGACCUUUUCUUACCAUACACUAAGCUCAUUUUUAACUUUGACUGUUGUUUGAGGUAUCAAGAACAACUUUUUGGAGUCUCGAAGGUGCUAUUUUGUAGGUAAUUGUUGUCUCAGUUGUCAGUCUUUAUUUUAUAUAUAAAAAUAGUCUGUUAUUGUAAUCUUGCAGAUGAAAAGAGAUGUUUGUCUGAGAAGAAAAGGUUUUCCCAAAAACUCAAGCUGUUCCUUUAAAACCGUUUUUGGUGCUUGGUGUUCUUACAAUUGAUCAACUUAUGUUUUACAGUUUUGAGAAUAAAUAAUGAAGAAAAACAAA
Girardinichthys multiradiatus is the source of this 6398-nucleotide messenger RNA. RefSeq names its product protein NLRC3-like. Bases 114 to 3191 code for a protein of 1025 amino acids. The record is from RefSeq and is a predicted model, not a curated record. The transcript has 9 exons. Gene Ontology annotation, molecular function: protein binding. Lineage: Eukaryota; Metazoa; Chordata; Actinopteri; Cyprinodontiformes; Goodeidae.